This is a messenger RNA of Caretta caretta (loggerhead turtle), 1683 nucleotides long. NCBI's taxonomy places the organism in Eukaryota, Metazoa, Chordata, Testudines, Cheloniidae. The record is from RefSeq and is a predicted model, not a curated record.
AUGAGGCCGGCCGCCCGGCCGAGACACAAAGGCCGCGGGGCGCCACUGACCUGCUCGAAGAGGCCGCUGGCGAGGGCCCCGGGCGAGUGGUCGGUUCUGCUGAGGCCAGACAAAGGCGCCGGCGGCGGCGGCGGCGGGGGGAGGGAGGGGUGGCUGUCCCGGCGCGAGCGGGGGCAAGUCCCGGCCCGGCAAGGAGCUCGCGCCGCCGCGGCUCCUCUCCUUUGUUUCUGCAGCAGCGCGGAGCGAGACGCGCCGCGCGGAGGAGGGGUGGGAGCGGGGGAGGCGGAUCCUGCUACACAACGCGCGCCGGCUCGCGCUGCUACUGCUGCGCCGCGAGGCUCCGGGGCCGGACGGAAGCGCCGCCGCACGCGCAGAAACCGGCGCUGGUGUCGGUCGGUGCCGCCGCGCGCUGUUCCGGGAGGGAGGAGGCUGGACUCGAAGCGGCCGCUCAGAGCCAGCGAUGACGCUGCGGCCGGCGCCCGCGCUCUCUGGAAUCACACUGGCGCGCGGGUGGAGAUGCACAGAGAUGGUGGAGUGCUGUGCUGGAGGAAGGAUGGCACAAGACACAUAACAGGCAGGACAGAAGAUGCAGACAUCAAGGCUGCACUGCUGAAGAUGGUACCUGGAAACACAGCAGAUCUGGAUGAAGGCAUGGUGGAAAUGAUUAAAUCCUUGAAAGAGGUUGGAGUACACUGGCUCAUGUGAGUCCUGUGCAGAGAUUGGAAAGAGAAGAAAAUCCCAAGACAAUGGAGAAAGUCCAUGCUAAUACUGCUAUACAAACAAAAAGGUGACAUGCAAUAAUUGUUCGAAGUACCGAGGAAUUAAGGUGCUGUUUCACAGCAUGAGACUGUUAGAGAGAAUCAUAAAUAGUUGCAUUCACUGAACAGUGAAGGCCAUUUUAGGAAAAGAGCAGCUUGGUUUUAGAAAAGGAAAAAAGAAAGCAGAUGGUAUGUCAUUGCUAGACAGUUGGUGGAAAAGAAGCUGGAGGGAUACAUCAAGAAUGGUUGGGCUUUCCUUGAUUUGGAGAAAGCAUUUGACAGGGGUGAGACCAAGGUCUGUGGUAUCAGAGAGCAGCGAGAGGAGGCUGAGACGAUAUGGCCUUCUACAAAAGAUGGAUAAAGAGAAUCCUGUUCAGGAGGCAUUUGAGACUAGAGUUUGCAGGCAGAGACAAGAGGAUGGCCAAGAAAACAGUGGAUAGACUGUGUAUGGGAAGGCAGAAUACAUACAGAGUGAACAUUAGACUGGCAAGCCUGGAAAAGAUUGAUCCAUAGACCUGACUCUAGCUAACUGGGAAAAGGGAAAGAAGUGGCCUGUACUUUUCACUUCAUACUCUCCAUUAAUCUUAAUCACACUUUUAUAAUGAAUGGAGACUAUACUUUGGCAUUGCCUAUAUAAAAAUAAAUUUUACAUUUGAGGCCAAAUUUUCAACAAGGAACCUAUAAUUAUACCUACAAAAUUUUUGUGUGCAAGUUAGAUGAAGGGGAAAAAAGCGUCCCUGUUGCACAUGCACUCAUGUGCACUCAUGUGCACUCAUGAUUUCCUUCUACAAACUUAGGUUUUUAUGCUGACAAGUUUUUUUCAGAUCAUUAAAGCCAAUUGAAAAUUUGUCUUACAUUGUAUGGAGGACGUCAUCUUCAAAAGCACCACUACUAAAGUUGUUCAGCACAGGAGUUGAUAGCACAA